Messenger RNA from Bactrocera neohumeralis, 1438 nucleotides. Its product is annotated as carboxypeptidase B-like. Bases 39 to 1349 code for a protein of 436 amino acids. The record is from RefSeq and is a predicted model, not a curated record. The transcript has 3 exons. Lineage: Eukaryota; Metazoa; Arthropoda; Insecta; Diptera; Tephritidae. Gene Ontology annotation, molecular function: zinc ion binding; metallocarboxypeptidase activity. Gene Ontology annotation, biological process: proteolysis.
UUCAUUAGUGGAGUUAAGCUGCGAAGGUUGUGAUAAUAAUGGCAGUGAAAGUCUUGCGUCUCUUGGCGCUUUUAUGGGUAACCUUUGAGUUCGCUGCGGCGGGUUCAUAUGAAGGCUACAAAUUAUACGAAAUUGCAACGGAGACGAUUGCUCAAAGGAAUGCGCUAAACGCGCUCGCCCAAGAGGAUGCCGAUAAGUAUGACUUCCUGUCGCUAAGUCGUUUGCACACGCAAAAAGCUCGUGUGCUUGUAGCGCCCGCGCAUGAUGAGAGUUUCCAAGCAGAGCUGCGUAGUCAAAAAAUACCAUUUGAAUUGAAAAACACCAAUUUCGGACGCACCAUUCAAACUGAGGUGCUGCAGAACCGUAUGCUACGUCAGGCGAAGCCUUACAACGGCACCGGUCGUUUGGGUACCGAACGUUACUACUCGCACGACGAGAUCAAUGCUUACUUGGACGAUCUGGCGGCACGUUAUCCCACACGCGUAUUCGUACGAAUUGUGGGUAAGACCUAUGAGGGACGCAUACUCAAAACGAUUACCAUUACCAAUGGUGAUGGCGUUACCGGCAAGAAUGUGGUCUUCAUGGAUGGCGCCUUCCAUGCACGCGAAUGGAUCUCACCAGCCACUGUAGUUUAUGCUAUUGGUGAAUUGGUGGAGAAUUUUGAAGCUCACGCUGAGUUAUUGCAAGAUUACGAUUGGGUUAUAUUACCGGUGAUGAAUGCUGAUGGCUAUGAGUAUACACAAUCGGCGAGCGCUUUCCGUUUAUGGCGUAAGACACGUCAGCCAGUGACAGAGAACGGCGUCACAUGCUAUGGUACCGAUCCGAAUCGUAACUUUGGCUUCCAUUGGAUGGGUAAGGGUGCCUCCUCGAAUCCAUGUUCAGACAUUUAUGCUGGCCCGAGUGCAUUCUCGGAACCCGAAGCGGUGGUGGUGCGUGAUAUUAUGCAUUCGCUGCGCGACCGUGGUAUUUUGUAUCUGACUAUACACUCAUACGGCUAUGCGCUCUUCUAUCCUUGGGGCUGGGGACCUGAGCUACCCGAUACUUGGGAGGAUCUGCACGAGGUGGCUAUGGUAGGCGCCGAUGCUAUACGUGACUAUAGCGGCACUGAAUAUGAGGUGGGCUCCUCAACUGCACUUUAUGGAGAAGCUGCUGGUGCCAGUGAUGAUUAUGCAUUCAGUGAAGGUUUUACCCUAUCCUAUACGAUGGAGUUACCGCACGGUGGUGAUAGCGGUUUCGAUCCGCCACCAUCGGAUAUCGAUCGGUUGGUGAAAGAGACCUGGACGGGCAUACGUGCGAUGGGCAAGAAGGUAACAACCAAGUAUCCAACACCAAAGCAAACACUGUCGUAGUUAAGUGACGAGAAAUACAACGCAUUUUCGUAAAAGAAAUGGGAAUUUACCGUAAUAAAUAACUAUUUCGUAUUUGCAAAGCUUUGAAA